AUGGCCUCUAAUCGUCAAGAUGCAGCUGCUUCGGCUUCGAUCGGCACCAUAGCCAACUUCUUUCAGCAGCCGGGUGCGCGCUGGCUCGCGCUCGCCGGUCUCGGUACGGGCUCGUUGCUCCUGGCAACACGAUUCUUCCCAAGGCCCCUUCCUAAAGGCAAGGACACUGCCUCAACAGAUCGCGACGAUGGUCAACGCGAGUCUUCGCCUCCUGCUGCUGCGAAUGGAAAGGCGAAACGAGAGCGCUUCAAGGAAGACGUUGAACCCAUCGCCAUCUUCUGGGAUGUCGACAACUGCGCCCCACCCACUGGCUCCUCUGGCCGGUCCGUGGCACUCGCCGUGCGCACUGCGAUCCAGGGCCUCAAUGUCGGUCCCAUCGUCAGCUUCAAAGCCUACCUCGAGCUUUCUUCCGAGACACAGGCACCGAAUGCCGCUCAAGUUCAGCUCAGAAGCGAGCUGCAGGGAUGUGGCGUCAGCCUCAUCGACACCCCCAAGAGCGGCCGGAAGGACGUCGCCGAUAAAAUGAUGAUCACCGACUGCCUGUCGUUUGCGAUUGAUCAAGCGGCCCCAGCUACAGUCGUGCUCAUCUCAGGCGAUCGAGACUUUGCAUAUCCGCUCGGCAUUCUCAGAAACCGUGGAUACAAUGUUGUGCUCGUGACACCGCCAAUUGGCGCACCCCCCAUCUUGGAAGCUUCGGCCAACGUAGUCAUGUCUUGGCGACAAGACGUGCUUGGCGUACAGACGAACAAAGAUGGAAAGCUGUACAGCACCUACUCGAAUGCAGGACCGCAUACACCCUCCAAACAGGCUCACUCCCACACCGCUGCCGGUCACGCCCCUUCUACGUCUACCCACAACGGCUCUUCGGUCCCCAAACCUCCUGGCGCUCUGGCACAUCAGGACCGCCGCCCUUCCAAUCGUACGGUGCAGCUCUUUGGCCCUCUCAUCAAACUUCUUGAGCAGAUCAAGAAGGAGGGCAACUCGAAGCCAUUGCGUUCAGCAGUAGCCGCACGUCUGGUCCAGCAGGACAGGAGCAUCUUUCUCAAUGCCGGCGCAGCGAAAUGGGCCGAGUACGCUGCUGUCGCCGAAGCCGCAGGAAUCGUGACACUCGGCUCGAACGGACAGGCCGGGUACGAAUGGGUCUCGCUCAAAGAUUCUGCCAAGACUGCUGCGUCGUCCACGCUCAUGACGCCGACGACUUCAGCUAGCACUCCUACCCGUCAGAAGUCUUAUUCGCACAACGCCACAGCCACGCCCAGCUACAACCCCUCCGAUACCGCAGCGCGGCUCAAACCCUUUCUGCCGCUCAUCGAGAUUUGCAAGGAGCAGCGAUCGCAAAACGUAGCGCGACCUCUUUGCUCGUACGUAGGCAUGCAGCUAUCCGCCCUCGCGCGACAGGGCAUUGUCGACGCCUACGCACUCGCCGGUGUCCCCGGCUGGAAAGAGUACCUCGCUGCAGCCGAGAAAGCCGGCAUCGCCCGACCCGCUCCCACCGACCAGGAAGGCGUUCUCGUCGUCGAGCUGCAUCCAAAGUACUACAACUGGCAGACGAACCAGAUCCUCCCUUCCGCAAAUCGCAUCGCCGACACGGCCACCACCCCCUCGCCCUCGGUCGACAAAAAGACGUCCCCGUUCAAACGCGCGAUCUCCGACCUCUCCUUCAAAAGCACCCCCAAGACGGACACUACCCAACUUUCAAAGCAAAGAACCAUUGUCAACGGGCACGAGAUCCCCCUAGCCUUUUCGCCGCUCGCAACGCUGCUGUUCGAACAAAUGCUCGAGGGCCGCAACUACUCGACCGACUACUUCUGCCAGUCGAUCGUGGCGAGUGGCCGAACGUCGGUGGUGGUGCCCGAGCUGAAGGUGCGGACGGCGGAAGAGUUUGCGGAACAUUUGGAGGCGGCGGUGGCGGCGAAGAUCGUGACGACCGAGCCAGGGUUUAAGCCUGGGGUGAGGCAUGUGCGGUUGCAUCCGAGGUUGGUGAAGAUGGGUGGGAAGACGAGUGUGACUGAUGAUGAGGGGUCGGAUGGGGAGGCGAGCCUGGGGAACGAGGCGCAGGAUUUGGCCGCGCUGAGGGAGCAGACGAGCCAAGUGCUUGCCGACCUCCAGCGAUCGACGUCGUCGGAAGGAUACACCGCUUCCGGCCCUGUCCCCGCUGACGACGGUGUCCGCUUCCGACCUCUGCUCGAUAGCCUGCUCGCCCUCUCCGCAGAAGGUAGCGCGGUGACCAAGACGAAACUCUCGAGCGAGGUCGGCAAGCGCAACCCAGGUCCAGCGGGUAUUGGCGCGUUCUACCAGUCGCUGGGCAGCACCGGGUUCACAGACUACCUCCAGCAGGCGCGCGAGAAGGGCCUCGUCAAGGCGCUCGAUGCCGAAGGACAGGUGGUCAAGGGUGGGAGUCUCAUCGGCCUGUCCGACUACACAGUUGCGGUGUCGCUGUAA
This is a messenger RNA of Kalmanozyma brasiliensis GHG001, 2442 nucleotides long. Its product is annotated as NYN domain, limkain-b1-type. Gene Ontology annotation, molecular function: CCR4-NOT complex binding; mRNA base-pairing post-transcriptional repressor activity; RNA nuclease activity. Gene Ontology annotation, cellular component: cytoplasm; peroxisome. Lineage: Eukaryota; Fungi; Basidiomycota; Ustilaginomycetes; Ustilaginales. The record is from RefSeq and is a predicted model, not a curated record. Gene Ontology annotation, biological process: post-transcriptional gene silencing. Bases 1 to 2442 code for a protein of 813 amino acids. The transcript has a single exon.